This is a messenger RNA of Wyeomyia smithii (pitcher-plant mosquito), 981 nucleotides long. RefSeq lists its product as uncharacterized. The record is from RefSeq and is a predicted model, not a curated record. The coding region runs from base 1 to 981 and encodes 326 amino acids. The transcript has a single exon. Lineage: Eukaryota; Metazoa; Arthropoda; Insecta; Diptera; Culicidae.
AUGUUUGUCAUAGAACCGGGCAUUUUGCAAUGUUGCAAUACAGCAUUCAAACGCAGACUGCCGGAAUCGGAUGGCUCAUCAAAGAAACGGAUGAAGUAUCAGCAUAUACGUUCAUUGGAGAAUGAGAAAGAAGACGGUAAAUCAUUUUGUUUUGUUUUGAGCAUUAGGGAUGGAGAUGAAUUGUUGUGGGUGUCUAUUGUUGGAGUACUCGUUGAAAUGUUGAUUGAUUCAGGAUGUGAAAAAAAUAUAAUCGACAUUGAAACAUGGAAGAAACUAAAAAGCCUGGGCGCCAAUGUGUGCAACAUCCGUUUUACCUGUGAUCAAAACUUCAAGGGUUAUGGAAAGACUUCGAAUAUACUUAAAGUAAACAAAGUAUUCGAAUCAACAAUCGAGGUUAGUGAUUCAGCUAAGCAGGUACAGAAAGAAGCAACAUUUUACGUAUUAGAAGACGGCACACAGCCAUUGCUGGGACGAGUUACAGCAAAAGAAUUGGCCGUGCUGGGUUUACCGAAGAACCUGACGGAAGAGAUAUGCCGAUUAGAAUCAAAUCAAAAACGACCCUUCCCGAAAAUAAAGGGAAUACAGCUUAAUAUCCCGAUUGAUGAUAGUGUUACACCGAUAAGACAGCACGCUCGUCGUCCACCGUUGGCGUUACUUGCAAAGAUAGAAGAAAAAUUGAACUCCUUAUUGAUUGCAGAUAUAAUUGAGCCAGUGGAAGAGUAUAGCUUGUGGGUUUCACCGUUGGUAACAAUUGUAAAAGAUAAUGGGGAGUUAAGAUUAUGCGUGGAUAUGAGACGCGCAAAUCAAGCGAUUAAACGAGAAGCCUACUCGAUGCCCACUUUCGAUGACUUUCUCCCACAACUAAAACAAGCGAGAGUAUUCAGUCGAUUAGACAUUAAGGAUGCAUUCCACCAACUGCAGCUUCAGGAAUCUUGUCGAUACAUAACUACUUUUAUAACUCAUAAAGGCAUUUUCCGUUAA